GCUUCAUUGAAACCUGUAUAAAUAUGAAUAAAAACAAUCAGUCAAAUUUUGGUUACAAAUGUCGGAUGUGUACUUGUAUAUUGUUUUACAGUUGUUUAUUUUUGUAAUAUAAAUGAAAUUUAAUCCAUGCCGUGAGAAAUGUGGUGAAUUUAGUGUGGCAUAUCCCUAUUAUACAAUUGGACAUUUGUUUUGUAUAGAUUGUUGAGAAAUGUCAUUGAUGAAUGUGAAGAAUUUGUGAAGAUGCGAUUAUUUUUCGUAUUUGGCGUCGUGCCAUAGUUUUAAUUGCAGUUUAAUAGAGGAUACGAAUCAUGAAGUGGUCGGCGCUGAUUAUUUUCACGUUGUUAUGGGUUCAAGGAGUGUUCGGUUAUUGCCCAUCGUUGUGUUCUUGCAAGGGGAAUAAGGCGGCUGACGGGGCGUCAGCGGAGCCCCUGCCCGGCGAGCUGCUUAGGCUCAAGUGUGGUGGGAGCCCGGCGCAGAUAACCGAGCUCAAGGAGAUAGAUUUAAGCAAAUUAUGGACUAUAGUAGUAAGCUUGAAUCUAUCGGGAAACGCGAUCUCCACGUUAUCGAGGGAGCUAUAUUUACCAAAUCUACAGAAACUAGAUCUAAGCAGAAACCAGAUAACAUUAAUAGAAUCAGAUGCUUUCUACAACAUGACGUCACUGCAGAGGCUAGAUCUGUCCUACAAUCAAAUCAGCAAUGUGUACAAGGAGAUGUUCAAAGGACUGACCAAUUUGGAGAGACUGAUAUUGUCACAGAAUCACAUAUCUGCUAUGGCAAGCGGCACAUUUGAUCAUCUUAUUGGAUUGAAACAAUUGGACAUAACGGACAACCCGUUAGUGUGUGACUGCGACCUCUUAUGGGUAGGCGACUGGUCUCGGAACACGAGCGUCAAACUCGUAGGGAACCCAAAAUGUGCGUUCCCAGAAAACAUGGUCAACAAAAGUGUUCGCAAACUGAAAAUAUUCCUAGAUCUGUCUGCUUGUGGCAGUGUUCUAUCCUCCAACACUCUGAUCGUAAAACCAGCACACGACCAAGUUGUAUUCGUCGGUGAUAUGUUGACUCUAUCUUGUAACGCGCCUUUCGCCUCUGUCUUAGCCAAAUACGAACUUCGAUGGGUGCACCCAGUGUUAGAAAUCUGUGACGUCAACAUAACCAACACGGAUAUGCAGGAAGAAGGAUUAGCUGAGACCACAAUAGUCUUUUACGUCACACAUCACCAUAUGGGAACAUGGACCUGUAUGUAUACAGACCAGAACCAUAUACGACAUAACCAUACGGUUGAAGUGACAGUGUUAUCGAAUGUCACAGAACAUUGCAACACGAGUCACUCGGUAACUAAUAAAGGGUUGUAUUCGUGGCCUCAGUUACUGCCUAAUCGAACAGCGGUAGUGCCUUGUCGGAGUGGUGAAGGGUCGGCGUAUCGGUCUUGCAGUUCUAAUGCGACUUGGGGACCAUCGAACACCACAGAAUGUUCCUACAUAAGUAAUGUGACGAAGUUGCUUCAGCAGUUUGCGCUUUUAAACGUGAGUUUGGUGCAGUACUCCGCUGUGAAUGCGACCGAGAGACUAGCUAUGCUGAUCCAGGAGAAAACGUAUCCGUUAGCAGAGAUUAGCGAUCCAGAUGAUGUUUUGUUUAUUGCCAAAGCUAUAAGGAAUUACAUGCAGUAUAUUGCUGAAGAGAAAGAUUUGGGUCCAACCCUUCUAGAUGUGAUUAGUUCAGCAAUGAACAUCAGCAUGUCUGUAAUGGCGCAGGCGGAGUCCAUGUAUGGUGUCUGCACUGAUAUGGCGCAAGCGGCCGAAGAAAUAACGCGGUACAUCGCUAAUAUACAAGGACAAAAGUCGAACCUAGCGGUGGAGCGUUUCCGCGUGGGCGAGGGCUUCGGCGGGGCCACGUGCGUGUGGUACAGCGCGGCGGGGGCCGGGGCCGCGGGGGCCGGGGCCGGGGCCGGGGCCGGGGCCGCGGGGCCGCGCCUGCACUGCACUACGACCAACCGCACGGUGGCGCCGCUACUCACCGUCAGCGACGCUCUCAUACACGCCAGCGUGCAGAUACCACAAUCCCUACUAUACAGCACGACCGACUCCGGCGUCCUACUCCAAUCCCACCCCCACGACCUGGUCAUAUCGGUGUACGAGGACGCCGCGCUCUUCCCUCUGCUGCCAAUAGCUGACGACGACUCGGACGCGAGGCUCACAGGACACAGGACCAAGGACUACUACGGCAGGAGUACCAAGAGGGAGGAUAUGAAUAUGGAGAUCACUUCGCCUGUCGUUGGGUUUCAGUUAAGAAACGUAUCUCUCCGCGGAGAGCUACUGGAGCCUAUAAUAGCGACAGUCCGCGCGCGCUCGGUGGGCGGCGUGGACGGACGCGCGGCCGUCUGGGACCCGCUCACUAGGCGGUGGCAGGAUAAUACUACUGAUUGCAAAGUAUCCCACGUGAUAUCAGAAAUGAUUAUAAUCAGCUGUAGCCGCCUCGCCUACGUAGGCCUGCUACAGAACGUAGAGACCGGCAUCUACGGCGCCCGGACCGACGGCGCCAGGUUCAAGGUAUCGCACCCCGCUGUGUACGUCGGCAGUCUCAUACUCAUAGGCUGCGUCAGCUGCGCGACCCUCACCUACAUCAUGUGCUACCCCGCCAUACAGAUGCCCAAGAAAACCAAACACGCCCUCAUCAACACUUGGAUAGCUAUAGGGCUACUCUGCUACAUGUAUACCCUAGGCAUCUAUCAGACUGAAGACGUCAAACUCUGUCAGAUUCUUGGGCUUUUAAUACAUUAUUUAUCCCUAUCCUGUUUGCUGUGGAUGUGUGUGUCUGCUAGCAACAUGUAUAAGUGGGUCACUAAGACCCACAACCCUGUGAGGACUCCUGAAGAUGAUUUACCUCCUGACGUGCCUGUUCAGAAGCCGAUACUAGGGUUGUACCUCGUCGGUUGGGGUAUAGCUUUGAUUGUCUGCGGGAUAUCAGGGGCUGUUAAUUUAAAGGACUAUGCAGGUUAUUCACAGUGUUUCCUAAGUACUGCCCCAGCGUUAAGUGCGUUGUUUGUUCCUGGUGGGAUUCUAUUAAUGUUUUUGUUAAUAUUAUUCCUGUUGAUACGGUGUACGAUCAGGAAUAUGAAUGUGCAGUUGUCUGAAGGUACUCAGGCGACGGAGAAUGUUGAUCUGGAAAUGUGGGAGCCCCAGAGUAAUGAGAGAGCGGAGAGGAGAAGCGUUAAAUCAACUUUGGACUCUGAAGUUGAAGAUAUCGAGCAUACGCCCAUCAUCCAGUUGAGGGCUCAGGUCAUUGUCAUGUGUCUGUACAUGUCCGUGUGGUCCUGUGGGGCCAUCGCCGUGUACAGACCCCUGCCAGCUUACUUACCGUAUCAAGAAGAUAUCUGCAGCAUAGUCUACGCAGUCUGCUCUACAGUUCUAGGCACCUUUAUUCUCUUCUUCUAUGGCAUUGCUAGAAGUGACGUCAGAGCACAAUGGUCCAUGAUGCAUUGUUACUUACAGAGAAGUAAGCAGUGCUGCAGGAAUAGAAGCGUUUUCGAUGCGAACCAGCAAAACUUGCCGCCGACACAGACGGCCACGCCCCCCAUACAGCCGAUACCCAAUGACAACAGAUCUAACUCUGGAAGCAGGAGUUCGAAUAGAACUAAUUCUAAGACGAACAACAGCGGAACUUAUAAAGCCGCAGCUGAACUAAACGGACAGACCUUACAGAAAGAUACACUGAAAAAUACUAACGGGAAAACCCCUAACAUCAACCUAGUGGUUCUACAUCGACAGCAAUACAGAUCAAACAACUCUAUGAUGACAUACCCUGAGAAUGGGUCGGUGGGACCCGAGAUAUUCUACAACCCGAACCAAAUGAAUGUCGCUAAGAAGUUCUUCAAGAAACAGAGGCAGAAUAUGAAGAGAAAUUGCCUAGAACUACCGACCAGGCGAGACUGCGACAAUGAUUCACAUUUCUCGCUACCUCUACCAACUAAAGAAGCUUAUAAUGGUGUAGCCAACAUAAUAAACUCGGGUUCUAAGGUCAACAACACAAACAUACACGUCGAGAGAUCUAACAACGGUAUAAAAGAAACAAGAAAUGUGUUGAACCCGAACCUUUUAGAGGAAGACUCGAAAGAUUACAAGAGUUACUCCACGGAUCGUAAGUCGUGGAACAAAAACGAGGAUCCUAAACCGAGCAGGGGUCAAAUAAUGAACAUAUACACGAAUGUCCCGGAAACUUUGGUGCCCCAACAUCAAGUGAUCAAAGCAAAUGUUCCGAAAAACUUUAACGGACAACGUAGCAGUGUGUCAGAGGAAUGUUUACAGAGUCACGCCAGUGAACAGCCUGAAAUGAGGACGAUAUCCCAGCAGUGCAGCUUGGAGUACAGCUCUGCAUCAGAGAUAGCCAUGCCGCACACAUGCUCAGAUCAAACACUAAACACCCAUUCUGAGUUAACCUCUUUCCAGGAAACUCACAGUGCCUUAUGUUCAACCAACGAAAUCACAGACACUGAAAGUUUCGGGCAGUACAUAGACUACUUGCAACCAGGCAAGCAGGAUAAGGAAAACGUCGUAGACAAAUCUCUACAGGACAUUUCUGAAGAGUGUACCAUGAACUCGGAUGACAUUAACAGGUCUAGCACGCCGCAGCAUUUAGACGCAGUGUCCGGCGAACUAGAUAACCUCCUACAAAAUCAAGAUAGAGAAGGGUCCAAAGAGAAAAUGGACGAUGAUAAAGAUACAUUCUUCAUGGCAAAGACGACGUACGACUUUGAAACGUGCAGCACGAACGCCAGCGAACAAGGCUUUGAGAACGAAAGCGAUAUUUACUGCCCUAACUACCAAAUGUCCGAAGUCAGUAUUCGGAGUCACGGCUUGUACGCGCCCUCGCCAUCAUCCAUGUGUCCAAACGAGAUCAGCUUCAGCAACGAGGACGUCUCGAACAUCGAGAGCCAGUACGUUAACUACGACCCUGGAUGGCGUAAAACAAUAAAGAGCAAUCCAAAGUUAGGAAAGUAUGUUCCAACACCAGCGUUAAGCUGUCCUGAAGUCAACAGGGACAGUAGUCCGGUGUCGUUCGCGAGCGAGAUAGAUGAACUUUAUACUCAGAUAACGAGUAGAGAGAGGGAGCGGGACAGAGACAGGACGCCGCGCAAGGAGGCGGGGCUAGACGUGACGUUGAACAGUGACGUCACGCUGAAGCCUGACAGUGACAGUUGUGUGAGCGAAGCUGUUUCGGAUGUUGAAAUGAAAGGGGAAACUACAGUGUAGCUAUAGUGUAUGGUUCUAAAGACAAUCUGAUACCUGAUGUAGGUAGUCACAAAGCCUUCGGUUAGUGUUUUCGAAUAAUUUAUGUGAACUAUUGUUGUGUUAUCAAAGGUAUACUGUUAUAUAUGAGCCAGAAAGAUAUUAUUCAAUUGUGAGCAGCUAUUACACGUUUAACACUUUAUUAUAGUGCGUGCUAGAUAUUAAUAACUAAUAUACGUUUUGUAAAUACAAGUUUCUUAUGACAUAGUUGAUCUUUUGAUUGUAUAGAAUCGGAGUUGUGGUUGAGAUUUUGUUUUAGAAUUACUAUUUCUUUCUAUUUAAUCUCUGCUGCAUUAUUGACUGAAGUAUUAACGAUGACAACCAGUUUGUGCCAUUUGAUACUUGCUUGCGAAAGUUGUUUUAAAAAUGUAUGAACCCAUUCGUAAAACAGGGGUCUACCGGCAUGUGUUAAAUGUAAUAUUACUGAGCACGUGGAAAGAUUUGCCGCUCUACACCGUGUCCUGCUCAGUCACGCUUCCAAAAGCAUAAUAUUAUUAAUUUAAGGCAUGGUGUAGACCCCGUUACGUGACGAAAAUGAGUUAUACUCGACAAUUAUCAAUGAUUCAAUUACGUAUUUAAGCUCAAGGGGUUUUAACUGAAGAGGUUGGAUGUCUGAGACAUCUAUGACGUCAUAGACAAAGAUUGUCAUAUAAAAAUAUUUAAGAAAAAAUCUGACAGUUCCACAUUCAUGUGAAACUAUUACGGAUUUUAUUAAAUACCGAUAACAUUUGACGAAAAAUAUUUUGAAACAAUAAUCGUAGGCAAGUAUUUGUAUGAUUUUCUUUUAUCAUUUAAGUUGUAUAUGUUAAUGUAUAGUUAUUUAUUAUUAAGUUUAAACAGUCUGAGGAGGGAAAGCUUCUGUCUUGUGAACUACGCUUGAGUUGAAUACGUAAAAUAAUAACAUGCUUUCUUUAUAUUGACUGGCAUAGAGAUUUUAAGAGUUAGGUAAUGAGGUAAUGAGAUUAUAUUCUUUGCAAGAGUAUUGCAAUAGAAAUAAUUUUGCGAUAGCAUAUGAUUUUAUCAAUAUUUUCACUCGUAAAUAACUCGCGAAAUCACUGCCACGAAAUCUCAUGAAUUAAGACUCCGGUUGGGUCCGAAAAUAGUCUGGCACCCCGAUAUCUACGCGUGAGUAAACCGUUGCAUCUCUUAAGUAUGAAUUAUUCUCACGAAAGUUACUAUUAAAAUAUAGCGGUCGUGUAAUUUCGUCUUUCUGCAAAUAACAUUGUGAUAUUGCUAGAUUCUCUCGUUGCUCUAGCAAGUUUGGUAAUUUCCUUGCCGAAUCAAAUACAACGUAUUUCUAAGACCUUUGAUUUUAAUAUCAAAAUAAAACUCUAGAUGUAGAGUCUUUAUGAAACACUGCCUUUGAUAUUAGCCAAGGUCAUAAAAACGCUCCAAUCAAUAUAAAUGAAAGUAUGGUUAAUAAUAUGAUGUGCCAAAUUCCAAUAGAAUUCUUUUAUUUGUACUUAUUACAAAAUUUUAUGGAAAACAUUGACUGAAAAUAGCACCCGCCUUAUAUCUAGUCUUCUAUUUGUUGGGGUUAAAUUGUAACUAUCUAUCAAGAAACACAUUAUUAAAUAUUAAAGAUAGAAAGCAAAAAUCAUCACUAUGUUUAGUUGUGAUAAAAGUUAAGUGAAAAAGUUGAAUCUAUAUGUCAAAAAUCUCAGGAAUUUUAUAAUUGGAAAUAUUUUGAAUUUUAAAUGAUAUAAUAAAUAUGUGAUGCCAAAACGUUUAAGUAUUAAAAAGAAAAUGUAUUGCUAGGAUAAGGAUAUUUCAAUUAAGUAGAUUUGUUUUUUAAUUUUCCAAUUUAGUCCAUUUUUAACAUGAUUGUGUUCUAGGUAAAAACCUCAAUCUAUUUAGAGUUAAUAAGAGUUACAAAUUGACCCCAUUCAAAAUAUCAAAUCAUUUCAAUUCUAACUCAUUUUUGUACACAGAGUAGGAAAUAUAAGAAAUUAUUCAGUAUGAACGAUUUGUGCCUAAUCUAUGUGUGGCCUAAGUAUGUUUUGGCUUUUGUAUGCUGUAACAAAUGAGAAAAAGCAUAAAAUUUAUCACGUAUAUUUAAAGCAGCUAUUUCUUUGUAUUGAAUUAACUAAUUUAUCAGCAAUAUGUAUAGUUUAUACGUACAAUAUGAUGUGUUCUUUAGAUUUAUUUUAGUGUAAAAUGAUCUCUUCCAUUUGUAUUUAAUAUUUACGCAUUUUUGUCGCAUAUUAUUUUCGAUUAUACCGACGAACCAGGUUAUGAAUUUUCUUGAUAAAAAUAUUUAUUAUUGCCAUCAGGUAACUUAAUAAAGUUGCCUGACUAAAAUUUGAAUAUCACUUUUUGUUUAUUUCUGUAAGGUAAUGGUGACUUGUAAGGGUAUUUGUCCAUCGAGUCCGACACGGGGAUCAAAAAGCUAUCGAGCCAGGCCAACCACGACGUGGAUCGUGGUCAACUACCACAAAAACCUUGAGUUAACUAAUAUCGGAAAUGUCAAGAUCGCGAAUCUUGACAUUUCCGAUAUUAUUUUCACUGUAAUUUUUUAGUGUCGUACGCGGUGGUCAAACACCCUUAGCAGUAUUACACUAAAUAAGUUCUCAUUUGUUACGUCUAUUGUAGAUAUAAAAUCGUAGCAAAGUUCUCUACAGCUAAUGUGAUAUAAAAUCUUCCUUUGGCGCAGUUGAAUGCGUCCUAAUAGUUUGUAGAUGCUCUAAAUAUGUAUAUUACAUGAGAUUUGUGAAUAUUAUAUUGAUAGUGGAAAUUUAUGAAUGGUUAGCUUUUGUGGGGCAUAUUGCGUAUUAAAGAGGCGUUUGCACUUUG
Trichoplusia ni (cabbage looper) is the source of this 8075-nucleotide messenger RNA. It is a transcript of the gene Remo, whose product is annotated as adhesion G protein-coupled receptor A3-like. Bases 309 to 5246 code for a protein of 1645 amino acids. Lineage: Eukaryota; Metazoa; Arthropoda; Insecta; Lepidoptera; Noctuidae. The record is from RefSeq and is a predicted model, not a curated record. Gene Ontology annotation, biological process: cell surface receptor signaling pathway; G protein-coupled receptor signaling pathway. Gene Ontology annotation, cellular component: plasma membrane. The transcript is spliced from 9 exons. Gene Ontology annotation, molecular function: protein binding; G protein-coupled receptor activity.